This is a messenger RNA of Botrytis cinerea B05.10, 1534 nucleotides long. RefSeq lists its product as hypothetical. Lineage: Eukaryota; Fungi; Ascomycota; Leotiomycetes; Helotiales; Sclerotiniaceae. The transcript is spliced from 3 exons. The record is from RefSeq and is a predicted model, not a curated record. The coding region runs from base 66 to 1256 and encodes 396 amino acids.
GGUUCCAAAAUUCAAACUUGUCUAUUUUUUCACAUCAUUAUUCUGAUCAUCAACAAGUCCUCGAUAUGAUUAAUCGCGACAGGACGCUCGAUAUGGACUUUGUCCUAGGCUGUAGACAUGAUGUUUUCCUACAGGAAUCCUUCCCUCGGUCUAUCAGCUUUUAUCCAGCAUAUGAUUGUCCUGACAGUGCCGAAAUUAAAUGUGAAUGUGGUACAUCAAUCUAUUUCCACCAAAGAUUGAAUCGUACGACUGUAAGACCACCAUCACAACUCGCGAGUGAAGGGUUCUACGGCCUUGACGAAGUGGUAGCUAGUGAUUGUUGGCACCAUUUUGUAACUCUAUUUUCAAGUCUCAAAUUCAGGCAUUCUUCAGACUAUCUACUGGCAGCAUCCGGUAUGGCCUCCCGCUUCUCGGGUUACUUUUUACUCCCCAAUUCAUACAUUGGACAGAGAUAUCUCGCUGGGCUGUGGAUGCGUAAUCUUCCGAGUGACCUUUGCUGGUGGGUCAAGGUGAUUGAAGGUCAUUGUGUUCCUUCAAGAGCGGAGCCGUACAGAGCUCCUACUUGGUCGUGGGCUUCUGUUGAUUUUGACGGAGAAUCGCCUUGUAGCCCGGUUGUUUACCAUUCAAAUUUUGGAAAGAAGUUUGAACAAUCUAAAAACUUCCGUAUUCGUCGUGCCGAGACUCAACUGGCGACAUCGGACGUGGGAAAGUACACAUAUGGUUCAGUUUGUGGUGGAUUAUUACGAAUCAAAGGCAUCCUCAUUGCAGCCCAGAUAUUUACACACCCAUACUUGGAAGCUGAUGCAAGACAUACUAUUCAGUUUUUAGAAGCAGAUGCAUUAGACGAUGACUACUAUCCUUGUUUCUGGCCAAAUGUCUAUCUCGACGUUCAGGGUUCCUUCAAACCAAUAACAAAUGAGCCCUCCCCGGCUGUUAAUGUUCUUGACCUGCCCAUCGCUGGAGAUCUUGAAGACAAGGAGGCUCUUGUGAGCGUAGACGUGGUUGAAGACCAGGUCCAAGAAGAUUUUUUGUGCUCAAGUACAAAAGUAUGGAUUUGCCUGGUUGGAAAUAUUGUUAACGGCGGAUUAUGCGCACUUAUAUUGAAAGAGCGUGAGAAGGCAAAUUUUCGACGGUUUGAAAGAGUAGGAUAUUUGCACAACAGGGUCAGAGCUUUUGGCUUUCAGAGUUACGGCUGGCAUAACAAUUUUAUGCGAAGAGUUGAGAGGGCGGGGGAGACAACCGUUGAGAUAUUAUAGAAUGGUAAAGAUGAUCAUGCUGGAGCUGUCAAACUAGGAUAUGAGGAUACGCAAAGACUAUCACGACGACGAUGCAUUUGUUUUACCCGCCACAAUAUUCGUUUUGGCAUUUUCAACAUUCACCAACCCCAUGAAGUACAGAGACUUCAUUCCACAUGACUAUCUGUCAUUUUAGACCUUAGCUCUAGUUUCAAUAAGAAUACACUCAUUAGACAUUCUACAUAAUUCUUCAUAAUCUAAACCGAGACUCAACAAAUUAAAACAGCCUCCCUUGCUUA